Molecule: messenger RNA, 3580 nt
Organism: Bombus pascuorum
Lineage: Eukaryota; Metazoa; Arthropoda; Insecta; Hymenoptera; Apidae
Exons: 5
Coding region: 2262-2753 (163 amino acids)
Source: RefSeq, a predicted model, not a curated record
CUGUUGGUUCAGGUGUACGGUGCGAACCAAGAGGUACGCGACUACAGCGGAAAGAAGGCCAGACAAUACUUGGUCUCCCAGGAGGCCGCUGUCAGUCAGGACACCUUCCGCAGGAUUACUGCUGCCGCUACGCUCAGGCAAGUUCAGAAGCACACCUCUGCUAAAGUAGUAAAGCGCUUGUGUCGCAAGAUUAAAGUAGCCGCACCUUAGAGUAACGUAUGACUGUCACUUUUGUCGACGCUGACGUGAGUAUUGCGCGGAGAAUCCGCGGGUCCACUUCGCGUUUUUAACACUCAACGCCAUCGAGAUGCCUCGACGGUCUACGACAGCAAGAAAACUCUUCGAUAUCUUUUUUUCUAUCCUUUCGUUUUAUUUAUUAUAUUCUUUCUUUUUUCUCUCUUAUUUUUUCCUCUUUUAUUUUUUCCUCUAUUUCAAUCGGUAUUCGAUAAACGGUGGACCCGUUCAUUCCCGAAAUUCCAAUGGAAUCAUGUACGUCCAGUACUCGUGACUCUUCGCUUCAGUCUUUUUUUUUCAACAAAUCGCAUACCACUGAAUAAUUUUUGUGAUAUCUUUACAUGUAUAAUUAACUGUAAACGCGUAUAAAAUCGCGAAGUGUGGCUGUUUGCGAACGCGUAAAUAUUUCGUUUAUCUCGUUUAUUUAUUGUUUGACGAUAUGUCGUGCUGCUAUUAAUUGAACGUUGCGCUUGUCAUCGAAUGCCUCGACGUAAUUAAAUCACACUUGUGUAACGAUCGAUGCGUGGUAUUCUCGUGUUGCGAUACUCUAGAGGCUUGACGCAACGCACGUGGUAUCGAGAAGGCUGAAAAUAAAACUGGUGAACAAGCAUAAAUCCUCGCCUCACGUUGUCUCCAAACGAUUUGUCUUUGAACGAAAAUUACGUUUCAACGAUCAAUCGAAGUGGCAGUAGUACCUGAAAACACUCCCAGCACCGUAGAAACGAUGUGAUUUAACCCUGUCAGCCGACGAUGCGAACAGUUCCUGAAUGCCGCGAUUUUAUCUCGUUCAUUUUACACGUUUAUGCUCUCCGGCGAUCGCGUAAGGCGGCGAGAACGACUCAGGCCUGUUCCACAUCGUCGGCUAACGACAAUCGUCAGUGUUUUCUUUGUUGUCACUGUUGAACGCGUUUGAUGGUAAAGCAUGUGUACGCGAGCAUGAGAAAAUUUGCCGAUUUCCUUCAUUCACGUCCGUUUUCCGUACGCGUUGCACCUCUAGAUCUCGACAAUCGAAUAAUCGUCAGUUUUAUUUUAACAGAGAUUCGCUUUGUUACACGUCCUAUCAUUACACGUUAAUUGUAUGCAGCGCGAGUUCACUCACCCUUUUGAUCUUCCGUUCGAUGAAACACGCGAGAAGAUCGACUACUUCCCGCCGUGGCGCCGGAAGGCGCUCGCACGACUUCGCGGCGAACAUCGACUUCACGCGCGAAUACGAAGCGACACGAGUUACUUUUUAACCAGAUUAACUCUCUCGGUUGUAUCUCCGUCCUGUUUCGAUCGCUCGUCGAGUACGAAAGACGAGUUUAAUCGUUUUACGAGCGAAUCCAUCUUCGAUGCUCGGUUGCGCGGAAGAAGUUUGUUUUUAGAUGAUCAGUGCUUAGUAGCGUCGUAGCAGGUUGUAACAGAGGCUGACUGCCUACGUAUUUCGUAUAUUUUUCUACGAUUAACGACGAAGACAAGAAUUUCAAGAGCUUGAUAUUGACUCAAACGAGUACGAUAAAUUCUCUUAUUCGUUGUCGCUGAUAAUAAUCAGCCUAUUUUACGAGCUACUUUAUCACGUUAAACGUAAUACUACGUUAGGUGGCGUUAAUUGGUUCAAGUUAUCGCAAAUCUUACGAAUACUAAAGUUUCUUUAAUUUAAGUAUUUUGAUCAACUACCACAUCGCUGGUCAUUGAUUAUUCCUAUGACAGUUGACGUAUUAAUUAGAGAAGAAAUUUCGACAGAGUAUUUUUUUAAGAAUUUUUAUAGAUUCGUCUAGAAAUUUUGAACGUUUAUAUCGAUCGAUCAACGUGGUUACCAAGCACUGAGCAUCCCUGCAGCUCUUCCAUUCGUUAUUAACCAACAUCGACAGCCAGCAAAUACAACAGAAGCUGUCGUUCUAACGUUUUCUAACCACGACGACUAAUUCCGUUCGGUCGUUUAGUGGCUUUCUGAUAAUUUUUAAUAAUCACUCCGUGUCUACUAAUCCUUGAUACUCCUCUUCUUCGACGACCGCGCGCGUCGUCGUGUCUCCACGAGACAGUCUCAAAUGAUUUUCUAUUUUAUUUCAGAAAUAAAAGCAAGGAAAAAGCAUGCAGAGAAAGAUCUUGGUUUCCUGCGUAUUGGCUCGCUGAACGUACGCGUGAAACGUACGACGGAAGCGUUCAGCCAGUUCCUGGGUGUGGCAACUAGCAGCAGCGCCAGCAGCAACCACGAGAAGAUACACAAGAGCUGGGGAUCGGCGGAUAAUGUGCAGUUGGAGCAGAAGAUGAUGCCACCGCCCAAGUACGCGCCCAUCAAGAAGAGAAGAAGCCGACGAGCGCAGGAUUUUGGAUCGUCGCGAGAUCAUCAGGCUGCUAGUCAACCAAGCACUCCACUGCUUCAGGGCAAGGCUUCUCGGUCGAGUCAAUCGAUGCAUCGUCGACCGAUCUCCACGACAGCCGUCAGUUCCGCCGCGCCCAAGACGCAGCAGAACAACGACUCGGACUCGGAUACCGCGUGUGGUUUCGACUCCGCAUGGAGAGGAUCCGCGCAACUCUAGGAGAAACAUUUCGUCGCGAAACUUUCCUUCUUUGGUAUCGCGAAAGCCCGAGGCUCUAUUGAAUCACCGUGUACCUUGCCUUCUGGUCUUUUAAAGUAACAAUUUUUAUCUAUCUAUGUCUCUCUCUUUCCCUCUCCGAUUAAUCGAUCAAAUUGUAAUUACUGAAGUCUACUAUGUUCAAAAGAAGACUGAGAACAAAUUGCUCGAGGAAAGAAUAACGAUGGUGGUAAUUGACGAGCUUAAAUAUUGGUCGAGCUUGAAGUAACUUUUUGUGGAUUGUAGAAAAAUAUGGCAGGCACAAGUUUGAAUGAUAUUCGGAGCUGCGAAAGUAUAAAAUCAAAUUAAUAUAUCAAAAUAAGAUUAAUUUGAUACGACAGGGGUUUUAAAGGAAUUAAUUUUUAAAGAUAACUCCCAUGAUGAUUUCCCGAUGAUAUUUUCUUAAGUUACAGAAACGAACUACUUUUUAACAUAAUUAUUAUCGUAGAGUUUGUAAGUGCCUUAAUUUAAUGCCUGGAAGCAAUGCUUUAGGUUUAUCGAUGCAUUCUUUGCACAAAAGCCAAAUCAGCAUGUUUCUGUCGUAAUUGUGGUAACGAGAUUACGAUUCUUUCAUACAGGGUGUAUUGCGCACAAUUUUUUGUGAAAUACUUUUAUCAAUUAAGAAUGUGAAUACAAUCGAUGUACCUAAAUCGUAGUGAAUAGAAAUUGCAAUAUCGUCUGUGUUCUCGUAUCGGUGAUGAAUAUACUAAAUAUUUGAUCAUAGAUUUUCUAAAUGAAUUGUAUAAAUACUUGUUUGGAAUAACAAUAAAUAAUAACUUGACUAAUUGUAA